AUGCCUGCUGCCCACGCUGUUUCAACUGCCUCCUGCUCUCACGCCAUCAGCAAAGUACCCGCUCCUCCAUGCCCUCACCCUUGCCUGCCACACCGGUUCCUUCAUUCCAUCUGCAAUUGCACCGUCCUCUUGAAACAACGCCACUGGUUGGGCUCUGCUCGCAUGCUACAGACCUCCCUUCUUCAGCUUGUGGCCGUGCCUCCACCAGUGGCUCCUCCCUCUUCUCUUGCGCUGUGUGCUCAUUCACCCAUUCACCUUGCUCCCACCACCGUGCUCUCACUAGCUCUGGACGCGCACGGGAAGGCGGGGAGGAGGGCUGCCAUUGAGGGAGGCAGCUGGAGGUGCUGCAGCUGCCUUGAUCUCGCCCUCACCGUCAGUGUGCAGGUAACCCUCUCAGGUGUGCAGGUAACCCUCUCAGGUGUGCAGGUAACCCUCUCAGGUGUGCAGGUAACCCUCUCAGGUGCAGGUGGAGGGGAGGGGCGAUGGGGUCAACACCGACACUUCCCCACGCCUCUCCCCGGUGGCCAUGCAGGGACUCGUGGGGACGGGAGGGAGGCAGCACUGCAGCAGAUGGCAAUCGCUCCACAAGGGAGAGUAUCGGGGUGGGCUCGGCCUCUCAAGCCUGAGGGUGGGAGCACUGGAGCAAGGGCGGAGUGUGGAGUCAACCCUCUCACUCUCCUCCUCUUCUCUCUCUCUCCUCCCUCCCACCCAACAGCACCCUGGCUGGACCACAGUGGAGUCCCACCCUCCCUUAAUCCCCCCCUCCCCACUUCCCAGCAGCCUCAGGCAUCAUGGCACUGCACGGCUCUGGUAGGUACAGUACAGGUAAGUAGAGGUAAGCAGACAUGGGGUGAAGGGAGGGGGGGAGGUGGGCGGGUGGAGGGGCAGCAUGGGAGCAAGCGGGCAGCACACUCUCUCAGGGGCGGCACCCUCUGGGGUUGUGGCUUGUGGGUGGGGUGUGGUGGGUGGAAUCUGCGCGGCGGCGGCACUUGGUGCUCAAGUAACCGAUCUGGCGUUCAAAGCUUAAUGGACACCGUCAGAGCCGACCGGCCGGCGGCUCUGGUUGGCGUCAGCUGUAGCUACGUGAGGGGUGGGAUUUGA
Closterium sp. NIES-65 is the source of this 1101-nucleotide messenger RNA. The record is from the annotation of a GenBank genome assembly. Lineage: Eukaryota; Viridiplantae; Streptophyta; Zygnematophyceae; Desmidiales; Closteriaceae.